CACCAAAUUUGUAUUUUUCUGCACGAGCUACUUCUUCUCUUUGUUUCAGGUUUGGCCAGAUUUUCAGACAUGAUGGAUGCACUGUCGGUGGUGUGUCAGCUGCGGGACCUGGCGUCUGAACCACAGAACCGAGCUGUGAUUGUCCAGGACCAAGGUUGUCUUCCAGGACUGGUUCUCUUCCUGGACCACCAGAAUCCAGAAGUGUUGUUUGCAACCCUGCAGACUCUUCGUUAUCUGGCUGAAUUGCCUCUCAAUGUACCCAUUAUGAAGAAUGAGCUGGGUAUGAUGGUGAGCUUGGAAAAACUUAUCAGGAGGGAGGGCCUGUCUCUUGAUAUCACAGCUCUGGCUAAAGAGGUUUAUAGCAUUCUGAGAGCACCUGCUAAUCCAGCACCACGCACACCGGAGAGGGAGAAAAGAAGGAAGCCCCAGUUCUUUAUCAAUUCUACCAACAAGAAGGCUAAGUCUGUGACAUUACACAUCCAGGGGUUGGACAGCACCCAACAAAGAGGCUUAUGUGAAGAGGCUCUUCUGAAAGUCAAAGGGGUGAUCAGCUUCACUUUUCAAAUGGCCUCAAAGAGGUGCACAGUCCGCAUCCGUUCGGACCUUCCCACCGAGAGUCUGGCCACAGCUAUCGCUUCCACUAAGGUGUUGUCGGCUCAGCAAGUGGUGAAAAACGAGGCCGGAGAAGAGGUUUAUGUCCCUCUGAACUCUUGUGGCGCUCAGGUGCCACAAAACGCAGACAUCCCAGACUACCUCCCAGAGGACGAAGAGAGCCCACAGAGGGAUGUUGACAAAGCAAUUUCCCGCACUGCAGCUAAGGAAGAUUCCAGCGGGAGCUGGCUGAAUGCUGCUGCUAGUUUUCUCACAAAAACCUUCUACUGGUAAAGCUCUGAUUUUGUCCUAAAAAUGUCCAUCUAGACUCCCUCUUCUCAUUGCUGAGAUGGAGUCCUCAUACAAGCUGGAAUGUUUGCUGAUAUGAGGGGUUUUGUCGAGUCUGCCAUUCAACAAGCAACUACAAAAUCAUUGCUUUGUA
This is a messenger RNA of Poeciliopsis prolifica (blackstripe livebearer), 1033 nucleotides long. It is a transcript of the gene armc1l, whose product is annotated as armadillo repeat containing 1, like. Gene Ontology annotation, molecular function: protein binding; metal ion binding. The transcript has 7 exons. NCBI's taxonomy places the organism in Eukaryota, Metazoa, Chordata, Actinopteri, Cyprinodontiformes, Poeciliidae. The record is from RefSeq and is a predicted model, not a curated record. The coding region runs from base 70 to 885 and encodes 271 amino acids.